ACCAUUUAAAAGCACACACUGAUUAAAUGUGCGCCACCGCAAUUGGUAAUCCUGCUGUAUAUUUCGACCCGUUUCGAUGGCGUUUGUGAAAACUUCAAAACGCAGUAUUUCUGAGUCUUUCUUCGAAAGUUAGGUAGACAUCUUAUACAGAUCUUCAGACUAUCUCAACUUAUAAUCCUCUGGCAAUAUUGAGUACCAUUUUCGCUGAAAGUAAUAUCAACAUGAAUGUCAUGAGAAAAAUCUGGACACGAAGUUCUUCCUAUCUAUAUACUUUACAAGAGAAGCCCAUAUUAAAUAGGCUCGGAUUUUGCCUAGCCCACACACAAACAGAAAAGCCGGAAGAUGAGCCUGCAAAACCUGUAAAAUAUUCAAAGAGCAAAGCAGCGACGUGGAAAGCGGAAUACACCAGAACUGGAGGUCGCCAAGACCACCCCUGGUACCAGACGUACGUGGUCUCUGGCAGUUUAACCGUAUUUUUGGCUUACUUCUGCAUCUUCAGAGAAGAAAAUGACAUCGACGAAGAGCUAGGAAAAUCCUUGUAUGACAGGAUAUCGGGAUUGGAAGAGCGACAGUUGGAAGCAGCACUCGAAUAUGACUCGGACCACGGGCACGAUACCUCAAGAAUAGAAGCAAGGUUAGAAGACCUUAAAAAGAAGUAAUUCUGUAGAUCAAAGACAUGUUUAUGAAUAAAUAACACAGUACCACAUAAA
Molecule: messenger RNA, 710 nt
Organism: Zootermopsis nevadensis
Lineage: Eukaryota; Metazoa; Arthropoda; Insecta; Blattodea; Termopsidae
Source: RefSeq, a predicted model, not a curated record